CCGGGCGGCCGGGGCGGGGCUACACUCGGGCCCCGCGUCCUGCUCCCAUGGCCGCCCCCGGCUCCCCGCGCUGCCCCCUUUCCCCCGGGCCGCGCCCCGGGGCCCCGCACUGACGGCCCAUGGCGCCGCCCGCCGCCCGCCUCGCCCUGCUCUCCGCCGCAGCGCUCACGCUGGCGGCCCGGCCCGCGCCCAGCCCCGGCCUCGGCCCCGGACCCGAAUGUUUCACAGCCAAUGGUGCGGAUUAUAGGGGAACCCAGAACUGGACAGCACUACAAGGCGGGAAGCCAUGUCUGUUUUGGAACGAGACUUUCCAGCAUCCAUACAACACUCUGAAAUACCCCAACGGGGAGGGGGGCCUGGGUGAGCACAACUAUUGCAGAAACCCAGAUGGAGACGUGAGCCCCUGGUGCUAUGUGGCAGAGCACGAGGAUGGUGUCUACUGGAAGUACUGUGAGAUACCUGCUUGCCAGAUGCCUGGAAACCUUGGCUGCUACAAGGAUCAUGGAAACCCACCUCCUCUAACUGGCACCAGUAAAACGUCCAACAAACUCACCAUACAAACUUGCAUCAGUUUUUGUCGGAGUCAGAGGUUCAAGUUUGCUGGGAUGGAGUCAGGCUAUGCUUGCUUCUGUGGAAACAAUCCUGAUUACUGGAAGUACGGGGAGGCAGCCAGUACCGAAUGCAACAGUGUCUGCUUCGGGGAUCACACCCAACCCUGUGGUGGCGAUGGCAGGAUCAUCCUCUUUGAUACUCUCGUCGGCGCCUGCGGUGGGAACUACUCAGCCAUGUCUUCUGUGGUCUAUUCCCCUGACUUCCCUGACACCUAUGCCACGGGGAGGGUCUGCUACUGGACCAUCCGGGUUCCGGGGGCCUCCCACAUCCACUUCAGCUUCCCCCUAUUUGACAUCAGGGACUCGGCGGACAUGGUGGAGCUUCUGGAUGGCUACACCCACCGUGUCCUAGCCCGCUUCCACGGGAGGAGCCGCCCACCUCUGUCCUUCAAUGUCUCUCUGGACUUCGUCAUCUUGUAUUUCUUCUCUGAUCGCAUCAAUCAGGCCCAGGGAUUUGCUGUUUUAUACCAAGCCGUCAAGGAAGAACUGCCACAGGAGAGGCCUGCUGUCAACCAGACGGUGGUCGAGGUGAUCACAGAGCAGGCCAACCUCAGUGUCAGCGCUGCCCGGUCCUCCAAAGUCCUCUAUGUCAUCACCACCAGCCCCAGCCACCCACCUCAGACUGUCCCAGGAUGGACAGUCUACGGUCUGGCAACUCUCCUCAUCCUCACAGUCACAGCCAUUGUAGCAAAGAUACUUCUGCACAUCACAUUCAAAUCCCAUCGUGUUCCUGCUUCAGGGGACCUUAGGGAUUGUCAUCAACCAGGGACUUCCGGGGAAAUCUGGAGCAUUUUUUACAAGCCUUCCACUUCAAUUUCCAUCUUUAAGAAGAAACUCAAGGGUCAGAGUCAACAAGAUGACCGCAAUCCCCUUGUGAGUGACUAAAAACCCCACUGUGCCUAGGACUCGAGGUCCCUCUUUGCGCUCAAGGCUGCCGUGGUCAGCCUCUCCUGUGGUUCUUCUCAGACUCUUCCCCUCCUCUCCCUCUGCCUCGGCCUCUUCGGGGACACCCUCCUCCUACAGACUAGGAAGACGCGCCCUGCUGCCAGGGCAGGCAGAGCCUGGAUUCCUCCUGCUUCAUCAGUUGCACUUAGGAGAGAGACUCAAAGCCCUGGGGCCCGGGUCUCUCUGCAUCUCUCUCUGAUCUAGCUAGCAGUGGGGGUGUCAGGACAGUGAGGCUGAGAUGACAGAGGUGGUCAUGGCUGGCACAGGGCUCAGGUACAUUCUAGAUGGCUGUCAGGUGGUGGGUAGGUUUAGUUACAUUGAAUUUUUUUUGCUUCUUCUCUAUUUUUGUUCACACACAAAUCAGUUUCUCCUGGUCUUUAUGGCUUGGAACAGGGCCAGACAGGGAGAACUCUUAGGUACUCUUGGGAGUUGGUCUGGUCCCAUACAAGUGCGGACUCCUGGACAUUAGCGAAGUGUAAAGACGGCGGUGUCUGUGCUGCCCCGGCAGCUUUGCUCUCCAGAUGCUGGACUAGGGUGGGCCUCCUUCAGCCUGGAAGGGUCUGAGAAUAAGAUCUAGUGACCCCCAUUUAUAUCAAACCUGAUAUCUUACACAUGGGCUUCUUUCUAGAUUCUUCUUUCCAUAGCUCAUGGAGCUACAGGGAAAGCUUUAAGAGCUUUGGUCAUAUAAAACAUCCAUUCAGCCAGGCGUGAUGGCUUAUGCCUGUAAUCCCAGCACUUUGGGAGGCUGAGGUGGGCAGAUCACCUGAGGUCAGGAGUUCGAGACCAGCCUGGCCAACAUGGUGAAACCCCGUCUCUACUAAAAGUAUAAAAAUUAGUCAGGUGUGGUGGCAGGCGCCUGUAAUCCCAGCUACUCAGAAGGCUGAGACAGAAGAACAGCUUGAACCCAGGAGGCUGAGGUUGCAGUGAGCCGAGAUUGCACCACUGCACUCCAGCCUGGGUGACAAGAGUGAGACUCUGUCUCAAAAAAACAAAACACAAAUAAACAAAAAAAAAUCCAUUCAUUUACUCAUGCAAUAAAUUCUCCUGCAAGCUUUUAUGGGCACUCAGUAAGUACUCAGGAUUGGAUUUAUCAGCCUUGCCACUGAGCAGCUCAUGGUCCUAUGGAACCUGAGCCAGGCCUCAGUCUGUCCAUGAUUGGCUCAGCUAACUCUCAGUUCAGAGUGGAGAGUAUCAAUCUUGUGUUUUUGCCCUUAGGCAGCAGUAUAUGAGACAUGGGGCCUGUGGUCCUUCCUUCUGGUAUCCCCCGUGUUAAAAGAUAAAAAACACCCCAAGGGCUGGGCGCGGUGGCUCACGCCUGUAAUCCCAGCACUUUGGGAGGCUGAGGCAGGCGGAUCACGAGGUCAGGUGAUCGAAACCAUCCUGGCUAAGACGGUGAAACCCCGUCUCUACUAAAAAUACAAAAAAUUAGCCGGGCAUGGUGGCGGGCGCCUGUAGUCCCAGCUACUCAGGAGGCUGAGGCAGGAGAAUGGCGUGAACCCGGGAGGCGGAGCUUGCAGUGAGCAGAGAUCACGCCACUGCACUCCAGCCUGGGUGACAGUGCGAGACUCCGUCUCAAAAAAAAAAAAAAAAACACCCCAAGGGCCAUCCGUGCUCUCUGCCCCUCCUGUGGGGACCAAGUGGGGUUAGGAAUGGCUCAGUGGGGAAGGAGAGCACUCUUGUCCCCAGUCCCAUGCCACCCUGUCCCUUAGAUAGGGAGGUGGGCUGCAGAGAUUGGUGCCAGGAGAGGGUGGGUUUGGGAAUUGGAGCUCCUCCAAGGAGCUCCUCCUAAGAUUGAGUGCUGCAGCUGUAGUGGCUGCUGGUUGGGAGAGUAAGUGCCAUCACUAAUUUAAAAGUCCUUGCCAUCUGGAAGCAGGCUUUGUCAACAGCAGCUGAGAAAAGCAGCCUGUGCCUCUGCUGGCCAUGCCUAGGCCCUCGUCAGAGCGUGCCUCUCCACAAGGCACUCGGGCCUGGGUGAUUGUUGCGCCUCUGGCUUUGGUGCUUCCUCUUUGCAGCACUUUGCCUACCUCCCCCAAGCCCUGAGCCACUGCCUGCUGGGGCUCCUACUGAGGUUCUGGAAACACUCUGCACCUGCCGCCCCUGGGAGGAAAGAGGGCCACACAGGAAGUGUCUGCAGGGAGAGGUGACACUCGGCAGCCUGAGUUCAGGAGAGGUGCUUGGAGCUUCAGGCAGAGGGGCCUUCAGAGGAGGGAAAUGGAGCAAUGUGUCACAGGCAGGCAGGGGCAGGACUGCCACCCCAGGCCCCGUGGGAGGCCUGCUGAGGGCACAGAGCUGCUCGGAGCAGCCUUCAUGCUUUGAUCUGGAAAGAGCAGCUGUCCGCAGGCCUCUGUCUCCAAGAGGCCUGUCACACAGGAGGACCGCUGGAAACAUACCAACACGUGCAGUCUCCCCUCCAAGCUAUUCAUGCUGUUUGUGGAAUCUCUCUCAAACACAAGUGUCAGGUGUGUGUCGUCCCAACGGGUCCUGUGCUGUGAAUAGAUCCAUGUGCAGCACAAAGGGAAUGUGGCACGUGGCCCCAGGAAGAGUUCACCCGGCCAGGGGGCAGUUGUUCAGUUGCCUGGGGCUGACACUGACCACUGGCCUCUGGGGUGUCCUGCAGCCCAAAUGCCCACCUUGCCCUCCUCACAUCUCAGUCAGGGGAGGCCAUGCCCAAGCCAAUGUGCUGUCGGAGCCUGCAGUGGGGGCAGCGCUUCCUCGGAGGGCCUGGGAGGUGCUGGGGAUGCCCCAGAGCUUCCCUUCCUGCCUGGCCCUGGCAUGGCCCAGCGCCUCUAGGAUCAACUUACGAUCCGUGGAGCAGCCCCGGGAAACCCAAACCUGGCUCAGGACAGCGUAUGGGCAGGAGGGCUGUAAAUCAUCCCAGGCUAAGCCUCCAUGGGCACUGGCUCCUGCCGCAGCCUGGCUAUGGGCUCAGUUAGAACCAGGUAGAAAGUCAGCGACACCCCACAGAAGGCCACUGCGGCUAAGUAAACACCUGAGAAAGAAACUGCUCCAGAAGAGAUGACGUGGGCUUCCAGGAGCAUGGAGGAGGUGGCACUUGAACUUUUAGGAAACUCCUUAGAUGAGAUAAAGUGGGGGUUGGAGGUGGCGAGAAGAGGGUAACCCUGGGAAAGUCAGCGUCAGAACCCAUGGCAGAAGACUGUGGGAGAGGCAGGGGAGGGGUUUUGGGGACCACUGUGGACGAAGCUCUGAAAGCACCCUGGCCAAAGCCUCUCCUGAGGUGACAGAGCGUGGGAGGAGGCUGCACUGGGCCUGCGUGCCAUCCUUACCCCUGUUCCCCGCUGGCGCCAGGCCCUGCCUUCUUGGUACAUGUGCCAACAGGAGAGCCCUCACCAGCCGAUCUUGUCACUCUCCGUGGUGACAGCGCCUUGGCCAGCUGUGGCCCCUAGUUUCUAGCAGCGUUUCUCAGUGUCCUUGGCACUUCUGAGAAGGCAGGCGGGAGGCACACGGUGCCCUGUUCCUCCCCGUUUGUCCAGUUGCUUGCAAAGCAGAGAAUGAGUAGGAAUGAACCCGAGUGCCUUCACCCGCCCUGUCCCCCAUGUCAGGACAGGCUUGAGGCCCCUCUGGGCGUGAGCGAGGAAACCAGGCUGCUCUAACUUCUGAAGAGUGGGCUCUGGCUCAAGACUCCAAUCAGCCAGAAGCCCACGGAGAUCAAAGCACUAGCAAGUUCAGCUGUCCUGGCCCUCGGGCAGAACCCACGGGCGUGCCUGGGUGCGGCUCCACCCACAUGCCCCACUGUCAGCCCAGGCAGGAGCCUUCCUGGCCGGGCUCAGGAUCUGCCUGCAGCCCAGCCAGGCCAUCACCCAGCCCCGAUGCAUCCUGGCACUGCACGCUUACUCUUCACAAGCACUUAUACGCAGAUGGCCUCCGAGACCCUGCCUCCCUGGUCUGCUGAGGCCAGGCCAGGUCUCCCACGGAGCCGGGCAGCUCCCCACCCCACCACCUGGCACCGUUAGGUUUCAGAUCUCCUGCGUGGUGUUUGAUGUCGGCUUUUGUUCCUACCUUGGGAGUUUGGAUUGUUUCCUCUGGUGUCUUUGUUUACCUUCCUCACUGUUCUACCUCCUGGCCAGGUCUCAGCUUAGCUUCCCUGGUGUGGGGUGUUUUUCAAGCCUUCCAGCCACAGCUGUCUCCCCUCAGGCUGGAUGGCUCAGGGGUGACAGGGCUUCACCCUCUGCCUGCAGACCCCUGGUGGGCACAUCUCACAGUCUUCCGUCUUGCUGAGUUGGGUAUGGAGGCAGAAGGGGGGUGUGGAGGAAAGUCAGAGGGAAAUCUGCUUCAGAAAGAAAGGGUCUUUAGACACGAAGACUGGAGGCCCUUCCCCACCCGCACCGGAGCUGCCAUUGUGGGGCUCAUGCACGUCAAGACCUUCCCACAUCCAAACUCAGCUUCCAGCAGGGAUUUUGAUUUUGGAUGACAAGGCUUUAUUUGUAAAUAUGCUCUUAAUAUGCAACUUUGAGAAUAAAAUAGAAACAUCAUGUAUUUUAAAAUAUAAGAUGAAGUGUGACGCACUGUAUACAAUUUAAUAUAUAUUUUUAGGACUUUGUUAUUUAAGAAAAUGGAAUGUAAUGGUACUUUUACAAAGAGAAAAAAUGUUAUUUUUACUUUGUGGAAAAAAUAAAUAUUCUCAUUGUUGUAGAAA
Pongo pygmaeus (Bornean orangutan) is the source of this 6210-nucleotide messenger RNA. It is a transcript of the gene KREMEN1, whose product is annotated as kringle containing transmembrane protein 1. Gene Ontology annotation, biological process: multicellular organism development; Wnt signaling pathway. The record is from RefSeq and is a predicted model, not a curated record. The coding region runs from base 120 to 1496 and encodes 458 amino acids. Gene Ontology annotation, cellular component: plasma membrane. Lineage: Eukaryota; Metazoa; Chordata; Mammalia; Primates; Hominidae. The transcript has 9 exons.